Messenger RNA from Guillardia theta CCMP2712, 396 nucleotides. RefSeq lists its product as hypothetical. Lineage: Eukaryota; Cryptophyceae; Pyrenomonadales; Geminigeraceae. The record is from RefSeq and is a predicted model, not a curated record. The transcript has 6 exons. Gene Ontology annotation, biological process: transport. Gene Ontology annotation, molecular function: transmembrane transporter activity. Bases 1 to 396 code for a protein of 131 amino acids.
AUGUACGACCUCAACACUGAGAGGAGAAGGUGGGAGCAAGGUUUCUUCAAGGGAGUUGCCUCGCCGACGCUGACUGUUGGAGCGAUGAAUGCUGUUCUCUUCCUCUCGUAUGAGACCACCUGUAAGUGGAUGAGAAGCAGGCAUGGGGCUGAAGAGCUGAGUCUCAAAGAGAUUUUUGCUGCUGGGGUUGCAGCUGGGGUGAAGUGCAUCGCACAGCUGGACGUGAAGAGCAAGGGGCAUGUAGUAGAGGAGCUGCGAAUCAUUAAGAGGAUGGUGAGGGAGCAUGGAGUCUUGGGCAAGCAUGGUCCCACUCGCGGCCUGCUCAUGACCAUGGUGCGGGAUGCGCCGUCCUUUGGCCUCUACUUUGUCAUCUACGAGGAUAUCUGCCGCAGGUGA